Chinchilla lanigera (long-tailed chinchilla) is the source of this 3981-nucleotide messenger RNA. RefSeq names its product gamma-aminobutyric acid (GABA) A receptor, alpha 2 (gene Gabra2). Lineage: Eukaryota; Metazoa; Chordata; Mammalia; Rodentia; Chinchillidae. Gene Ontology annotation, cellular component: postsynapse; dendrite membrane; synapse. Gene Ontology annotation, biological process: monoatomic ion transmembrane transport; signal transduction; regulation of postsynaptic membrane potential. Gene Ontology annotation, molecular function: GABA-gated chloride ion channel activity; inhibitory extracellular ligand-gated monoatomic ion channel activity; benzodiazepine receptor activity. The transcript has 11 exons. The record is from RefSeq and is a predicted model, not a curated record. The coding region runs from base 493 to 2028 and encodes 511 amino acids.
ACCCAGGAGGGAGGGGGCUGGGGGCCUCCUGUCUUCCUGGGAACCUCUUUAGUCCUUCUCCCCAGCCUGGCUCCUCCUCCAGGCUCCGGGCUCGUGCCCGCCGUCGUUUGCGCGCACCGCUCCUCCGCCCCCCUCCUCCGGCUCCUGCCAUCCUUCCCCCUCCUCCUCUUCCCCCUCCUCCUCUUCCUCCUCCUCCUCCACCCAUCACCGCCACUACGGACGCCUUCGCCUCCUGCUACUCCUCGCGCUGCCGCCCGCUCCUCGCGCUCCCCGCCAGCUUCCUCCAGCGCUACGCACCGCUCCUAGCGGUUCGGCUGCUGCUGCUGCAGUCUCUCUCUCUCUCUCUCUCUCUCUCUCUCUCUGUCUCUCUGUCUCUCUCUGUCUCUCUCUCUCUCUGUCUCUCUGUCUCUCUCUCUCUCAAGUUUCCCAUCUCCUCACGAUCAGGGCUCAGAGAGGAAAACGUCGAAUUCUGCUUGCUGUUUAAGAGGGGUGAUGAAGACGAAAUCGAACAUCUCCAACAUGCAGUCGCUCCUUCUUGUUUUCUUGGUGUGGGACCCAGCCAGGUUGGUCCUGGCUAACAUCCAAGAAGAUGAGGCUAAAAAUAACAUUACCAUCUUCACGAGAAUUCUAGACAGACUUCUGGAUGGUUACGAUAAUCGGCUUAGACCAGGCCUGGGAGACAGCAUUACUGAAGUCUUCACUAACAUCUACGUGACCAGUUUUGGCCCUGUCUCAGAUACAGAUAUGGAAUAUACAAUAGAUGUUUUUUUCCGACAAAAAUGGAAAGAUGAGCGUUUAAAAUUUAAAGGUCCUAUGAAUAUCCUUCGACUUAAUAAUUUAAUGGCUAGCAAAAUCUGGACGCCAGAUACCUUCUUUCACAAUGGAAAAAAGUCCGUAGCUCAUAAUAUGACAAUGCCAAAUAAACUACUUCGAAUCCAGGAUGAUGGAACGCUGUUAUACACAAUGAGGCUGACAGUUCAAGCUGAAUGUCCAAUGCACUUGGAGGAUUUUCCAAUGGAUGCUCAUUCAUGUCCUUUGAAAUUUGGCAGCUAUGCAUAUACAACCUCAGAAGUCACUUAUAUUUGGACUUACAAUGCAUCUGAUUCGGUACAGGUGGCUCCUGAUGGCUCCAGGCUAAAUCAGUAUGAUCUCCUGGGCCAAUCAAUUGGGAAGGAGACAAUUAAAUCCAGUACAGGUGAAUACACCGUAAUGACAGCUCAUUUCCACUUGAAAAGAAAAAUCGGGUAUUUUGUGAUUCAGACAUACCUGCCUUGUAUCAUGACUGUCAUUCUCUCCCAAGUGUCGUUCUGGCUUAAUAGAGAGUCUGUGCCUGCGAGAACUGUAUUCGGAGUAACUACCGUUCUAACAAUGACAACUCUAAGCAUCAGUGCUCGGAACUCCCUCCCUAAAGUGGCUUAUGCCACUGCCAUGGAUUGGUUUAUUGCUGUUUGUUAUGCAUUUGUGUUCUCUGCCCUAAUUGAAUUUGCAACUGUUAAUUACUUCACCAAAAGAGGAUGGGCUUGGGAUGGGAAAAGUGUAGUAAAUGACAAGUCCCCUUCAAUAAAAGCUGAAGGCACUAUAUUAACAUACAACUCAGUGAAGGCAAUUCUUCAAGGAGCUAAACUAAUAUGGUCCAAGUAUAUAGCUUUCUCAUGGCCCAAUUUAAACCAAGGAAAGACUUUAGAGUACUUAGAGAAGUGGAUGGACUGUUUAACCUUCAAACAAUCUUCUAAAAAAGAGAAAGCGUCUGUCAUGAUACAGAACAAUGCUUAUGCUGUUGCUGUUGCCAAUUAUGCCCCGAAUCUUUCAAAAGACCCGGUUCUCUCCACCAUCUCCAAGAGCGCAACCACGCCGGAGCCCAAUAAGAAGCCGGAAAACAAGCCAGCGGAAGCCAAGAAAACCUUCAACAGUGUCAGCAAAAUUGACAGAAUGUCCAGAAUAGUUUUCCCAGUUUUGUUUGGUACAUUUAAUUUAGUUUACUGGGCUACCUAUUUAAACAGGGAGCCUGUAUUAGGAGUCAGCCCUUGAAUCUAGGCACAGGUUAUUUUUGGGAUAUAUAGUGACCUUAAACUUGUUUGUUUUGCUAUGUACAGUCUGACUAAUAACUGCUAAUUUGUCAACCAGUAUGUACAGUAUGUAUAUAGUGAUACCGCUUACCAGUAGACCUUUAACAGAGGUAUGCAUUUACCAACUUUCAGAAAUGUGGCCAGAAGCACCCCAAGCUAAAAAAAGCCAUUGCCUUUUUUAAAGAUUUACCCUGGGACAUGGUUUAUAGUGGUUUUCAGAAUACCUAACUUAUUUCCUGUUCUUCUAAUAUUGAUGAAAAUUGGGAUCCUAUAUUAUCCUUUAUGGAACAUUUUGAUUUGGGAGUAUUAUUUUUACUGUUGGCUAAUUGUAAUAGAAGAUAAUGUCACUUAAGAUAAAUUCUUAGCAGAAUCUUAAGUCUGCAAUAUCACUUCCCUCCACGAGUGCUCAGCAUCCCUAUUAAUGUAAUUGGAAGCUUGACAUACAUAAAAAGAAAAAACUAGAGAUUUGAAAUCAGCUUUUAAUUACUCUGUAGAGUAUCUGUAGUCAUGUACAUAUUACAGCAUGACAAGCUCAAAUAAUUAUGAGUCACCCUGACGGGAUGUUAAUUAUGCCUACAAUUUAAUAACUAUUGGAAUGUCAUGGUCAGUAUAUUUUUAGCUUCAGAAUUCAUUUGAAAAUAAUAAUUGAAAUCUUAUGACUUAUUUCAUUCACUCCAAACUACCUUAAAUUAAAAAAAGAAUAAAUGUGUCUUACUCUUUGCAGUUAUGCAUUGUACUGAAAUUUAUCAGCUUCUUUUUUCUUCUCUUUUUCUUUCUUUCUUUCUUUCUUUUCUUUCUUUUUCUUUCUUUCUUUCUUUCUUUCUUUCUUUCUUUCUUUCUUUCUUUCUUUCUUUCUUUCUUCAUUUUGGUGCUGGAGACUGAAAAAUAACCCAGUUUGGCUGCUGUGGAGCAACUUUCAUAUUGGUUCAGAAACUUGUGCCAAAAACUCCAAUUGCUGAGAAUUCAUGGGUGUCCCAAACUGUAGAUGAGCACUUAUAUGAUUCUCUUCUUUCCUGUUUACUGCAAAUUCUGCCUUAAGGCUUCCUUUCAUCAGGACUCAGAAGCCACUAAUUAUAAAGGAAAGGGCAGUUAGUUGGCACGUUUUUCUGAUUUGAAAGCAGCUCUUUCAGAUAAGAAUUAAUAUGCAUCUGCUUUUGUAAAAUGCAACUUUAAACUUCACUGACUCAAAUUUACAACAGCUUUGUAUACCAGAAAAGAUUUUGGUAAGAGUUGAGCAUUUUUAAACCACAAAUUUAAAAUAUCACCAAUAGAUAGUGGACUAUUUCACAUGCACAGACUUACACAAACAUACUCUCACACACAAAUAAAUUAGACACCACAAUUUUAUAUAAUUAUGAAUGAAUGGUAAAAUUAAUUUUAUUUUAAUAUUUAAAAACACUCUUUAUGUCCCUGAAAUAUGCUAGUAAAAGUUAACAAAUAUUUGUCUAGAUUCAGAGGUUUGUGGCAAACUUAAAAAACUUUUAAUUGAUGUGUACAUUAGCAGUUAUUAGUUGACUUGUAACAAUAGAUGCACCUUAACAAUGUUUUUUUGUAGAAAUAUAAGUAGUCAAAUAGUGGCAUUUCUUGCAAUUUUGUACAGUAUUUGAUUAUAGUGCAAAAUAGGUAUGUUCACAAAAUCAAUAAAAGGAGUAUCUUAUGGAAACAAGCAAAAUCUUAACAAAAAUUGUUUUUCCUUUGCCUCUCAAUUUUUUCUAUUUUCUUUAAGUGUGAACCUCUUAUGUGUUGUGCAUGACUGUAGUAAUACUAAGGUCACAAAUGCAUCUUAUUAACAAAAAUUGCCAUGAAGACCACCUUGGCAUUAAAAAUUCCCUCCCAAAAAUAAUCCAUAAUCCUUAAUAAAAUAAAACUGUUACAUGAGCCAAUAAAUGUAUUUCUUUAAUUCCCUUUCCAUUAA